This is a messenger RNA of Caenorhabditis elegans, 667 nucleotides long. It is a transcript of the gene K07D4.4, whose product is annotated as Neuropeptide-Like Protein. Lineage: Eukaryota; Metazoa; Nematoda; Chromadorea; Rhabditida; Rhabditidae. Bases 9 to 329 code for a protein of 106 amino acids. The transcript has 2 exons. The record is from RefSeq and is marked reviewed.
GUCAUAAAAUGCAAAGUUUCUGCCCAUUUAUCAUAUUAUUCUUCACAUUUGCGGUAUUAUGUGUCAAAAGUCAAGAUGAAGUGUUCAUUAUGGACCAUCCAACGUCACCCGAUGAGCAGCAAGGAGGCUUCUCGUCCCACAUCGUAGCUCUCCGACCUGAUUACACAUUCUGGAAGAUGGUAAACGUGCUCAAAACCGUCUUCGACUCAAGGCAAACCGAGAAGCGACGGGGUCCAACACGUCGAGAAAUCGAAGAAGUUCCGGCUCCAAAACUCCCGAAUUUACGCUCCAGAAGACUUCUUCUCAACUUUGGACGCUAUCGUAUCUGACUAUAGAUGAUGGAAUUUUAAAUUUUUUUUUCCCGAAGAAUUUAUGAAAUUCUAAAUUUAGAAUUCCCCCCACCCCAGACAAUGCCUUUUUGCCACCUCCGCUGCCGGCAAAAUCAAAUAAAUAUGUUUUUUUUUUGUUUUGCUCAAGUUUCAUUUUCAUUUGAAAUAUUUAUUAUUUUUUGUUGUAUUUCUCAUUUCUCUAUCCUUAUUCCCAACGUCCGUGAGCUGGUGAAAAUUAAAACAGACAAAUAAUUGAAUAAUUUAUUUCUUUAUUUUGUGACACACGAUAAUCCUAAUAAUAAUAAUAAUUUGAAGAUGUAAUAAACAAGUUUUUUGAA